AGGCACUCGUGACGUUUGUGGCUCCUGUGAGUCAACCCUCAUGAAGAUGUGGCCUCCAGAUUUAACUUUUCCUUGUACAACUCAUUCAUCCAAAAGUAGGCUGUUCUUGUGUAGAGUUGGUAGAUGAAAUCUAGAUCGGUGUUAAGCGAUUAGAUCUGCAUAUUGAAAGAACAAUAGUCGUAUUCCAUUUUCCUUUUCGUUUUCUAGUAACCAUCAAAGAAAUCUGUGGGUCAUCAAGAACAAAAAAACUUCUCCUACGAAGACAGUCACAUAAAGCAGCACGACCUCAACAAGCAAAAUGACAAGCGGUACAGCAAGGUGGCAAGAGCAGCACGACAACGAUCGUGCACGUGAGCCAUGCCCGGAUAGGAUCGUAGAGGAUCUCGGCGGUGCUUUUGGGAUGGGGUGUAUUGGUGGUUUCCUUUGGCACUUCGUUCGAGGAGCACGAAAUAGUCCAAAGUUAUGAAGCAAUGGGAAUUAUAUAUAUAUAAAUACAAGGGUUGUACUAGUAGUCUACUAGAUAAUAAGUAUCUAGAUAGAUAUGAAUAUUGAAAUAGAAGAGUUCGUUUUGUAGUACUAGAUAAGUGUGCUCUACGGCCAUCAUGAACGAUGGUAACAGGGACAACACAAUGCAUAGAUAAAUGUGCCAACAGUGGUCGUUCGAAAUCGAGAAGAAAUGUUUCGAGCCUAGUACAGUGAGGGUAUAUAUAAGUGAAAGAAGAAGAGCCUUGGUCUAGAAGAAGAGCCUUACAGUCUGCGUUUUCAUUAGAAUCUUCAUCAAUGUUGUUGCAAGAACCGCUCUCUCUCUCUACAUUAGAAUUCUCUCUCCACUGUUGCCCAUUCUCCCCAAGAACGUAACCUCCCUUCAUCCUCUGGCGAGCGACUUGCUGGUGCAUUGUACCAUGGUAAGAUGCGAGCACCGAUUUUAGGUGGAAGCUUCGCAGUGUGGGGUGGUACCUUUGCAACUUGCGACUGUACCCUACAGUACAUCCGACAAACCGAUGAUAGUUGGAACUCAAUCAUGUCGGGCUUUCUGACUGGUGGCGUUUUAGCAUUGAGAACAGGAUGGAAGUCGGCAGGGAAAAGCUUAUGGUCCACCUCUGAAUCAUGUUUCAAUGUACUAGAAAAAGCAUGAGUGAUUAGAAUUAGAUGAAUCAUACUUACUAAAAGCCCAUCUACUUCAAUAAACUCCAUCUCCGACACAUUAGAAAUCAUGAUCAUCCCACACCAUCACCAUUCUAUAGAUACACCUCUUCCUUUCAUCCUCCGCAGUCGUUGGAGGCGUUAUUUUGAGUUGUAUUGAAGGUGUCAGUGCGUUGAUGGCUAGGCAAUUCCAGAAGACUCCUCGGGAACAGAUGCUAGAAUCUUUAGAAUUCGAGAAGCAGCAACAGGAAGCAAUGGAAGCAAAAAGGAGGAUGGAAGAAGCUGGCGAUUCUGGCUCAUCUGGAGGAGGCAUGUUUGGAGGAAGUUCCUUAUGAUUUGAUCAUGUCGUGCAAUUAUAAUGGUUAGUAGAAGUAGAAGUAGAUGGUGAAAAUGCUAAUGUGCUGUUUCUUUUUCUUGAGUAGUAGAGCAUGAUAUUGACGGGUCCUAUUGACGUUGACUCCUACCGACGUUGACUCCUAUCGACGUUGACUCUCUUGAUAAGUAUUCUCAUCGAACGUCGUGAAUCGCGAUACCCAAGUAGAAUAGCAUCACUUUCAUAUCUCUUCGGCAAUGCUGCAUCGCCAUUCCAGUUCGGUGGCGUGUCAUCGAUGAUGGGUGAAUAUCUUGGUGGCGGUGGAAGCGAGCAAGUAGCUAUGGAAGGCAGUGUGAGUGCUGGAGAAGGCUUCGCAGAUUCCACAACGACUUUACUUAAGGCUGAGUUGUGCAACGAUUCAACGAUUCAUCCAGAAGUGUUCAACAGUUUCAUUGGCCUUAGAAUGCAAGAAACUUACUCUCCCCAAGAGAUAGCCUAGAAAACUAUCUUGUAUCUUUAGCCAAGUAGAUAAUUUCAACAGUCAAUAAUAAUAAUGAACAGUUUCCUUUUCAGGAUGCCAAAGAAAUGAAGGGAGGAACUAAAUAGCUUACCAACUGGAAGGGACUGAAUUGUUUUGAGCUCUAACUUACCAACUGGCUUUACAUCAUCCUCUGAUGGGAGCGGUUCUACUUCCAGUACAUUUGAGAAUGGUGGUCUAUUGCCGGAGGGCAUGGCAGCAGCAGCAGCGCACGAUACAUUAAGACAUGGCAUGAUGAGAAGAUGACCUUCUACUUGUACCAAGAUCAUGUUGAUUCUGAGAAAAACAGAGCUGAGAAGAUGAUCAUCAUAGUGUAGCUCCUGUGAGUAGCAGCAUAAUAAAAGUGGAAAGCUAAACUUAUUGAUACUCGCUUCGCGAUAAUUAGCGCUGUGGAAUGUACAACUUGCGCUCUAAAUACCACAGGGGCAUCAAAAGGAGGUAGCUGGCUGAGACUUCCAAGACGAUAGGCAAGAAAACGGGAAUAUUAGUGAUGUUGAGAAGCUAGGAUUUACAUGAUGACUCACAAGAAGAACAUAUAAUUCUGUUCAUGUUGAGAUUGUCAUCGAUCAUGGAUGAAUACCAUAAGCACAGUUCUUGUUGUAACUCUAUAAUUUGGAUGUCAAUAUGCUGGAAAUGAAACAGGGAACAAGGAAAUUAAAAUUAUCGUUUCUUGGCGGGUUCGCAGCGGCGAGCUCUUACAAAUGUGUUGUCCUAGUUGUAUCGUUUAGGUUUAUCAGUUGUCAGUUGUGUCUUUGCAGUGUUAAAGUUUAUCGAAUCGUCCGAAUGAUUGUCCUCUAUUGGUAAAAGCUCCUGUUCUAUUUUUUCAAGCAUCUACGAGUACGACCUCAUGAUUGAUGUUAUUUAUCAACGGCUGCAGGUGAAAAAUACGAAAUUAUAUUGCUGCGUUUUUCAUUCGCCUGCACGAAUCAUGACUCGCAGGUUGUGCUUCAGACACCCUCAGCAAGCACAGCUGAGGAAUUCCAAGAGCCAUCAUGCAAGAUGUUGCAUAAAGAAGAUUCUAAAUGAAUGGCAAACCCCCUAAUAAGUUAUCCCAUGUUCUUCCAAGCCUCCUCACAGACCUUCAACGAUCUACAAGACCACGUUGAGAAUACAGCAAAUAAGAUGAAGCUGG
Molecule: messenger RNA, 3126 nt
Organism: Amoebophrya sp. A25
Lineage: Eukaryota; Dinophyceae; Syndiniales; Amoebophryaceae
Source: the annotation of a GenBank genome assembly